Messenger RNA from Gossypium arboreum, 1331 nucleotides. RefSeq lists its product as uncharacterized. The transcript is spliced from 2 exons. NCBI's taxonomy places the organism in Eukaryota, Viridiplantae, Streptophyta, Magnoliopsida, Malvales, Malvaceae. The coding region runs from base 246 to 1025 and encodes 259 amino acids. The record is from RefSeq and is a predicted model, not a curated record.
UAGAAGGAGCCUUUAAAUCAUGGUUUCGUCGCAAUUAGCUUAAAUAAAGGGGAAAAGACGAAAAUCCCAUUCCCAUUUCUCUUAUUAAUAAUAAAGUUAUAAACUUUCCUCUUUGUCUUCGAUUUGGAUCCUUAGGCCACGAAGUUCAGGGUGUUGAAGGAUUUGGGUUGGGUUUAAUUUAUUCUCUUGGAGAUUGGGUAAUCUGCAUAUCGGCAUAGUCUGGUUUAUUUGUUGACAUCUAAAAGAUGUCAAGUAAGAAAGAAGAAAAAACUCAAGCUGCUGCCGACAGAAUCAAGGCUGCUGCAUUGACUGCUGCAAAAGGCCUCAGUCGAGCUCAGGCUGAAAGGGCAGCUGCUGCUGCAGCUCGAAAUGUUAAUGCUUAUGGGCAAAAGGAAGAAGGGCCUAGCAGAUGGCAGGAGAAGCGGGAAGCCAAGAGGCAGAUGUAUUUGAUGAGCACAGAGAAGGCGGUGAGGUUAGGGGAAAGGAAAGACAAGACAUCAAUGUCUACAAUGGGUGCUUCCCAGUGCCAAAAGUGUUUUCAAGCAGGGCAUUGGACAUACGAGUGCAAGAACGAACGGGUUUACAUGUCACGACCCUCGAGAACUCAGCAGCUUAAGAACCCCAAACUCAGGAUGAAACUUUCAAUCUCUUAUGAUUUGGACAUCCCAGAUGUCAAGGAUAAGAAGGAUGAUAAUAGGUCUAAGAAAAGCAAAAGGAAGUAUCGGUCAGAUUCUGGUUCUGGUAGUGAUAGUGAGGCUUCAGUUUUUGAGACUGACAGUGGUGCCUCAUCUGUAACGGGAUCGGAUUAUUCUUCAGAAGGGAGUAGUACUGAUUACAGCUCAUCAUCUGAGUCGGAGGAAGAGAGGAAGAGUCGGAGGAGGAAGAAGAAGCAGAAGCAAAAGAAGGGGAGGCGUAGAAGGUACAGCUCAUCUUCUGAGUCUUCUGAUUCAGACUCGGCUUCAGAUUCCGAUUCUGAUGAUCGGAGCAAUCGAAGGAAGAGCUCGAGGCAUGGCAGAAGGCGCUGAAUGACAGAGGGCAGUGCGCAUUCCCUUUUUUUUAAGUCCAGAUAAUUCUAUCAUGUUACAAAAACACUGAAACUUAUGGUCUUACAUACAUGCUGAGGAUCAAGCCCUAGAAAAAUAAGUUUGCUAGAUGUUUACAUCCAUUCUCUUUUCUCUUUCAUAGUUUUGUUAUGACAUUAUUGACAAUAGUUGCCUGUAGUUUGCAUUAUCUCACUUGUUUAUGGACGUUAUGGAAUGAUUGUAGGUUGAAAAUUCCUAUUGUAAGGUUUAGGGUUCUAUCUAUGUGGCACCAGAUUCUGUUAUCCUAAA